CUGUGGUCCUGAAAGAGCUACUCAAGGGAGCUUAUCCGGGAAAGGAGGUACUGAAGACACUUGGGAAAACAGCUUUAGUGGAGGCACCAGCCCGAGGGCGUCCUGGUGGUGCAUCAGAACUUCAGGAAGGAGUGGAUAGAAUAAGUAACAGCCAGGGUAUCCAGACUAAGAGCAGGCACUAGGAGGUAGCUACCGGCUUACAUGGAUGGCUGAAAGCAUCCCCUGCUUCCCACGAUCUGCCUGGUUAGGGUGGACUUGGCUGCUUUGACUGUCCUCCAGAAUACAGGUUAGAGUUUAAUCUUGGAACUCCACUGCCUAAGAAUCUAUAAAUGGCAAAAAUGUACAUGAAAUCCAAGGAUAUGGUGGAGCUGGUCAACACACAAUCCUGGAUGGACAAAGGUCUAGGCUCUCAAAAUGAGAUGAAGGAGCAAGAGAGAAGAUCAGGCUCUUAUGGGAUCCUUGGAACCUUAACUGAAGAGCAUGACAGUAUCGAAGAAGAGGAAGAAGAGGAAGAAGAUGGAGAGAAACCUAAAAGAAGAGGUCCCAAGAAAAAGAAAAUGACCAAAGCUCGCCUGGAGAGGUUCAGGGCUCGAAGAGUCAAGGCCAAUGCUAGAGAACGGACCCGGAUGCAUGGCCUGAAUGAUGCCUUGGAUAACCUUAGGAGGGUCAUGCCAUGUUACUCUAAAACCCAAAAACUUUCCAAGAUAGAGACUCUUCGACUGGCAAGGAACUACAUCUGGGCCUUGUCUGAAGUCCUGGAGACUGGUCAGACACUUGAAGGGAAGGGAUUUGUAGAGAUGCUCUGUAAAGGGCUCUCUCAGCCUACAAGCAACCUGGUGGCUGGAUGCCUCCAACUAGGACCUCAGUCUGCCCUCCUGGAGAAGCAUGAGGAAAAAUCUCCAAUUUGUGACUCUACUGUCUCUGUCCACAGCUUCAACUACCAGUCUCCAGGGCUCCCCAGCCCUCCUUAUGGCCAUAUGGAAACACAUCUUCUCCAUCUCAAGCCUCAACCACUUAAGAGUUUGGGAGACUCUUCUUUUGGGAGCCAUCCACCUGAUUGCAGUACCCCCCCUUAUGAGGGUCCACUCACACCACCCCUGAGCAUCAGUGGCAACUUCUCCUUGAAGCAAGAUGGUUCCCCUGAGUUGGAAAAAUCCUACAGCUUCAUGCCACAUUAUAACUCUGCAAGUCUAAGUUCAGGGCAUGUGCAUUCAACUCCCUUUCAGGCUGGCACUCCCCACUAUGAUGUUCCUGUAGACAUGACCUAUGAUUCCUACCCCCACCAUGGUAUUGGAACUCAGCUCAAUACAAUCUUCACUGAUUAGGCCUGUAAGAUAAGCACCAGCAUUUCAGAGAAUGAGGUAGAGAUAUGUUCCAUGUUUCUAGUGGCUGAGUUAAACCCUCAAAGAAUUUAAAAGAACCCUUUGGAUGUACAUAAAACAUAAUGGCCCUAGUCCAUUCAGAACCUCCUAUUCCUACCAACUUCCUUCUCAUUAACUUCUCACAUUGUACCGAUUCCUGUAUUUGGGAUCCUCAAGUGAAAAUAUUUGAUGGUUUACGUUCACAUGGGAAUAGAACAGAAAACCAAGGCCCUGAUCCAGUGGUGCCAAAGACUCAUUGGAUGCUAU
Molecule: messenger RNA, 1628 nt
Organism: Peromyscus californicus insignis
Lineage: Eukaryota; Metazoa; Chordata; Mammalia; Rodentia; Cricetidae
Gene: Neurod4
Product: neuronal differentiation 4
Exons: 2
Coding region: 330-1325 (331 amino acids)
Biological process (GO): nervous system development; regulation of DNA-templated transcription
Molecular function (GO): protein dimerization activity
Source: RefSeq, a predicted model, not a curated record